Drosophila sulfurigaster albostrigata is the source of this 437-nucleotide messenger RNA. Its product is annotated as GILT-like protein 3. NCBI's taxonomy places the organism in Eukaryota, Metazoa, Arthropoda, Insecta, Diptera, Drosophilidae. The transcript has 2 exons. Gene Ontology annotation, molecular function: oxidoreductase activity, acting on a sulfur group of donors, disulfide as acceptor. The record is from RefSeq and is a predicted model, not a curated record. The coding region runs from base 1 to 399 and encodes 132 amino acids.
AUGCUCUACAAGAAAACAAUUGGUGGCGUGGAUCUAAAACUGUAUCCCUUUGGCACAGCGAAAUUCUACAAUAAUACUGAUCUGAACCGCAUGGAAGUCCAUUGUCAACAUGGCGAAAAACAAUGCGAACUGAAUGCGCUUCAUGCUUGUAUUUUGGAAGAACUGGAAAUUCAGUCUGCUUUCCAGUUGAUCAAUUGCAUGCUGCGAUCCUAUGGCAAUGGUAUAGAUGAGUAUUUCAGGCAUCUCAAACUGGAUGUCACAGCAGUGAAGAAGUGUAAAGAAAGCAGAACAACAGCGGAGAUCUUCACGCCCUACGGCAAAGAAGCACUCGCUAUUCAGUUGUCCGUAGCUCCCAGUAUUGUGUUUGAUAAUGUAAGUAUGCCUCUCAAACUGUAUUAGGUUUUACAUUCACUGUUCUUCACAGCGCUUUGAGCCCC